This is a messenger RNA of Erpetoichthys calabaricus (reedfish), 1033 nucleotides long. RefSeq names its product endothelin converting enzyme 2a (gene ece2a). NCBI's taxonomy places the organism in Eukaryota, Metazoa, Chordata, Cladistia, Polypteriformes, Polypteridae. The record is from RefSeq and is a predicted model, not a curated record. The transcript has 3 exons. The coding region runs from base 104 to 832 and encodes 242 amino acids.
UACGGGCGGCAUUUAGCUGCAGCCCGGAUGCAACCGGCUUCAGGAAAACGACACGUGUAUUCUGUCAGGUUAAACAAACUUGCAAACAUAAUUUUAACGAGCUAUGGAACACCUGCCGUCUCACAACUCCUUAUACAAUGAUAAAGACUAUUGGGAUGAACGGUAUAGAAUCGAGGAUUCAUUCGACUGGUUUGGAGACCUCUCUAGUUUCAAGCAUUUAUUGGAUCCACACAUAGGUUCAGCUGACCGGGUCCUCGUACUUGGCUGUGGAAACAGCACUCUGAGUUUUGACUUGUAUUGUUCUGGCUUCACCAGCAUCACCAAUAUAGACUACUCUUCAGUGUGUAUCAGCACCAUGGCUGCCAAACAUCCCAACUGUCCAGGACUGGAGUGGUAUCAGAUGGAUGCCCGUAAAUUGAGCUUUUCUGACAGCUGCUUUGAUGUAGUUCUGGAGAAGGGUACACUGGAUGCCAUGAUAGCAGAUGAGAGAGAUCCCUGGAAUGUGUCCCCUGAAACAGCAAAAACUUUGCAGUGUAUUCUAAAAGAGGUUAGCAGGGUGCUUUGUCCAGGUGGCCGCUUUGUUUCAAUCACGUUUUCCCAACCUCACUUCCGUAAGCGCCACUAUGCCAGGAGAGAAUUGGACUGGUCUAUACAGCACUACAGCUAUGGCAGUGGCUUUCACUACUUCAUGUAUGUUAUGACCAAAGGGGAGCCACUUUCCCCUCAAGAUUCAGAGCUAGAAGACAAGCUGUUGAAGGCCACCUGCCCUUCACUGACACCCUGCCUCGAGGGAUCUGAUUCAGAGGACUACCUCAACAACAUUGAAUUAUGACUUGUUUUCAUCUGUACUGCCAAGGGACCGUAUUGUGCACCAACACCACUCAGGUUGCCAGGCUUUUUAAAGCAAAGUAUUUUAGAGAGUUAUUUUUUUAUGAACUCUAAAAUAUUUUUUCAGAUGGUGAGUCCUGUUUGUGGGAGCACUCCACUGCAUUUCUGUGACUUGUGUUCCUUAUGAACUAAACUAAGCAAAGCA